Vicia faba (fava bean) is the source of this 462-nucleotide messenger RNA. The record is from the annotation of a GenBank genome assembly. NCBI's taxonomy places the organism in Eukaryota, Viridiplantae, Streptophyta, Magnoliopsida, Fabales, Fabaceae.
AUGAACACCAUACAAGAAUUAGACAUUUUCACAAGGUUGUUUCUUCUAUUAAUCUUUCUAGCCCUAUUCAUUCGAGUUUGUUACGUUUAUUUUUCGUUACGCAGUGAUCAACGCAUUCAAGAUCCAAAUUUCAACCUAACACCGAUACAACAUUCUCGCGCCGAUGAAAAAAGCACCGUGAUAGGGCUCUCUAGGAGUGUCAUCAAUUCUUACCACACAUUUCCUUUCAAUAAAAACCACAUUGCGACUAUUAAUAAGGAUAGCGAUUACGACACCAUUUGUUCUAUAUGUAUUUCGGAUUACAAGGAGCAAGAGAUUUUGAAGAUGAUGCCGCAAUGUCGCCAUUAUUUUCAUCGAAAUUGUGUUGAUACAUGGUUGAAGGUUAAUGCUUCGUGCCCAAUUUGUAGAAAUUCGCUAUUACAAGGAAAUGAUGGUGAUGUAUCAAACUUAGAAGCUGUCUAA